AUGGCCGCCGACAUCCCAACCCUCUCCAGGCUGCUCGAGGCCAGCCUGGACCCGCGCCAGAACAAGCAGGCCGAGCAGGCCAUCACCCACGAGCAGGCCAAGCCCAACUUCUCCCUCUCCCUCCUCCACAUCGUCGCCACCGACUCGGCCCCCGCCACAAUACGCCUCGCCAGCGCCCUCUACUUCAAGAACUUCAUCAAGCGCAACUGGGUCGACGAGGAUGGCAACUACAAGCUGCCCCAGGACGAGGUCGCGGCCAUCAAGCGCGAGCUGCUCGGCCUGAUGGUCUCGGUCCCCCCCAGCCUGCAGGCCCAGCUCGGCGAGGCCAUCAGCGCCAUCGCCGACAGCGACUUCUGGGAGCGCUGGGACACGCUCGUCGACGACCUCAUCUCGCGCCUCACCCCCGACAACUCGACCGUCAACAACGGCGUCCUGCGCGUCGCACACUCCAUCUUCAAGCGCUGGCGCCCGCUCUUCCGCUCAGACGACCUCUUCACCGAGAUCAACCACGUCCUGUCCAAGUUCAGCACCCCCUUCCUCACCCUGCUCCAGAACACCGACACCCUCAUCGCACACGCCCACGCCGACCCCGCCGCCCUCAAGAGCGCCUUCACCACCCUCGACCUCAUCAUGAAGCUCUUCUACGACCUGUCGUGCCAGGACCUGCCCCCCGUCUUCGAGGACAACGUCGCCGCCAUCUCCUCGGUCCUCCACAAGUACCUGACCUACGACAACCCUUCGCUGCACACCUCCGAAGACGACGAGUCCGGGCCGCAAGAAUACGUCCGGGCCGGCAUCUUCGAGGCCCUGAUGCUCUACAUCCAAAAGUACGAGGAUGCCUUCGGCGCCCACCUGGCUCAGUUCAUCGAGACCACCUGGAACUUUCUCAUGACCGUCGGGCUCGAGACAAAGUACGACAUCCUGGUCAGCAAGGCGCUGCAGUUCCUGACCGCUGUCGCCUCCACACAGCACGCCGAGAACUUCAACAGCCAGACCGUCCUCGUCCAGGUCAUCGAGAAGGUCAUUCUGCCAAACCUGACCCUGCGCGAGUCGGACGUGGAAUUGUUCGAGGACGAGCCGAUUGAGUUCAUCCGGAGAGAUCUGGAGGGCUCCGACAAUGACACCCGCCGACGAGCUGCCACCAACUUCCUCCGUCAACUCAUGUCCAAGUUCGAAGGCCUCGUCACGAGCACCUCCCAGACCUACGUGGACGCCUACCUCCAGAACUAUGCCCAGGACCCUGCCAACAACUGGAAAUCAAAGGACACGGCCGUGUACCUCUUCACGGCCAUCGCAGCCAAGGGCACCGCGACGGCCGCCCAGGGUAUCCUCAGCGUGAACGAGAACGUCGACGUCUUGGACUUCUUCCAGAAGCACAUCGCCUCCGACCUACAAACACCCGACGCAGAGGCCAUCCUGAAGGUCGACGCCAUCAAGUACCUCUACGUCUUCCGCAGCCAACUCUCCCCAGAUCUGUGGCGAGCGGCGUUCCCCCUGCUCGUCAACAACCUCGGAAACGACAACUACGUCAUUCACACAUACGCUGCCAUCGCCGUCGAGCGCGUCCUGUUCAUGACGGACGACAACCGCCAGCCCAUCAUCCCCAAGGGCGACGUCGUAGCGUCGUCCAGAGACCUCCUGACACAUCUGUUCAAGCUCAUCACCAAGAACUCUGCCCCCGAGAAGAUCCAGGAGAACGAGUUUCUGAUGAAGUGCGUCAUGCGUGUGCUCAUCUUCAUCCGGGACGGUGUGCUGCCCAUCUGCGAGAACAUCCUGAUGAACUUUGUCGCCAUCAUCAAGGUCAUCAGACACAACCCUAGCAACCCGCGAUUCCAGUACUACCUGUUCGAGGGCCUAGGUGCCCUCAUUCGCUUUGCCGCGCCAAGUCACCCUGAGGCCUUUGAGACGAAGCUCUACGAGCCCUUUGCGACGUGUUUGCAGGAAGGCGUCGAGGAGUUCUCGCCGUACAUCUUCCAGCUCUUCUCCGCGCUGCUCGAAGCCAACCCGUCAGGCCAGUUGACCGACUACUACCGAAGCCUGUUCUCCAUCAUCAUCCAGGGUGCCGUCUGGGAACAGCGCGGCAACGUGCCUGCACUGGCUCGCCUGCUCAGCGCCAUGGUCACCCGUGACGCGCAGCGCAUUGUCAACGACAAGCAGAUUGAGCCGAUCCUCGGUAUCUUCCAAAAGCUCGUCUCUACCAAGGCGCACGAGCUGCAUGCCUUUGAGCUCAUCGACGCCGUCGUCACCUACGUUCCGGCCGAGGCUCUGCAGCCUUACUUCGUCACCAUCCUCCAGCUGAUGCUGCAGAGGUUGUCCAACAUGAAGACAGAGAACUUCCAGCAACGCUUCAUCGCUUUCUACCACCUGGUCUCUGCGCGACAAGACAAGGGUCUGGGUGCAGAUUUCUACAUCAGUGUCACUGACCAGGUCCAGCACGACGUCUUCAAGCCCAUCUACUUGACAGUCAUCCUGCCCGACACCCAGAAACUUGCCAGACCCACGGACCGCAAGACUGCCGUAGUCUCCUUCACCAAGACGCUUGGAGAAUCUCAAGCCUUCGUUGACCGUUACCCCAAGGGCUGGGGCCUGACCACACAGCGACUGCUCGAGCUUCUUAUCAACCCACCUGUGCCUUCCACCGCCGAUGACCUGAUCCCAGAUGCAGAUGUCGACGAGGUUGGCUUUGGCGUUGGCUUCACCCAGCUCAACACAUGCAAAAAGGCGCCGCGCGACCCCUUCCCGGAGAUCACCGACGUCAAGCAGUGGGUUGGACAGUACUUAAAGGACGCAAACAGCCGGCACGGUGGAAAGAUUGUGAAGCUGGUGCAAGAGAGACUGAACCCGGAGCUGCAGCAGGCUCUGUCAUUGUAUCUGAACUAG
Molecule: messenger RNA, 2880 nt
Organism: Ascochyta rabiei
Lineage: Eukaryota; Fungi; Ascomycota; Dothideomycetes; Pleosporales; Didymellaceae
Product: importin-alpha export receptor
Exons: 3
Coding region: 1-2880 (959 amino acids)
Biological process (GO): protein import into nucleus; protein export from nucleus
Cellular component (GO): nuclear envelope; cytosol
Molecular function (GO): small GTPase binding; nuclear export signal receptor activity
Source: RefSeq, a predicted model, not a curated record